AUGCGUUCAUAAUCCAAUGCUUACCGUCAUCAACGACAAAUAAUUGAUGGCACUAAUCCUAAUGUACGUGUUCCACAACAAAACUUUGGUGUACCAGUACCAUGGAAUAAUAUUCCAUUAAAUCCAUUAAAUAAUCCAAAUAUAGUCAUAUCUAAUGAACGAAAUAAUCCAUCACAAUUAAAUACUAAAAAUAAUCCUCCAAUUAUAGCAUCUCAAUCACAAAUAGAACAAGCUCGUAGUCGUGGAUUUUAUAAUAACCCAUCAUUUCAACCAUCACCAUUUUCUGGUGAAAAACCUUUAGGAUGGUUUGGUACAAAUCGUGUCAAUUGGGUUUCAAAUCUAGAUAGUGAAUUAGAUAAAAAUAAAUUAGCAGCAGAAAAACAUGCACCAUCAAUUAAUCCUCAAACUAAUGUUAUUCAACCACGAAAAGAUGGUGGACGACUGUUUCUUGAAAACAUAGCUAAACAAUACGCAAGUAAAGGUGACAAAGCAUUUACCUUCGGUGACUUUGAAAGUCGUGGUUCAGUUUGUUCAAAUCAUGACAAUUUUGAUGGUUUUGCAUUUGGUAUUUUUCCAUGUCCAUUCCCAGCAAGUACGGGUAUGAAUCAACUUGAUCAAUUUUGUUGUGGACCUGCUAAUUAUCAAUAUUGUUGCAAUGCUCAAGAAUUUAGUCAAACACAACGUGGUGCCUUUGGUGAUAAUAGAUAUAUAGGUCGACAAGGAUUUUCAACACGAACAGAUUUUGCACCAUCAACGAAACGAAUACUUGCAAUUAUUUCACCUAUAGCUGGUUUUAUUAUUUUAACAGGAAUUAUUAGUUUAGCAGUUUUAUAUUAUAAAAAAAUUCGAAAAGAACAAAAUAGAAUUGGUAAACCAGCUGGAGCUAUUCGCUUAGAAGAUAAUUAUUCAAUUGUUCCUCAAGAACCACCAACUGAAAAAUCUAUAUUUACUCAAAAUGAACAAUUAUAA
Molecule: messenger RNA, 969 nt
Organism: Rotaria sp. Silwood2
Lineage: Eukaryota; Metazoa; Rotifera; Eurotatoria; Philodinida; Philodinidae
Source: the annotation of a GenBank genome assembly